Cryptotermes secundus is the source of this 1406-nucleotide messenger RNA. RefSeq names its product protein takeout-like. NCBI's taxonomy places the organism in Eukaryota, Metazoa, Arthropoda, Insecta, Blattodea, Kalotermitidae. The record is from RefSeq and is a predicted model, not a curated record. The transcript is spliced from 6 exons. Bases 226 to 972 code for a protein of 248 amino acids.
ACAAAGACUAGCCCCAGCAAGCAACAAAAUUAACGAAAAAGGAACGCAGCAGAGGAUGUCCAAUCAGAACACCUGGGGAACUCAUUGCGACACUACAGUGACGUGCUCCCAGUGCAGGCCGAUGGUGAGCGCACAGCUUCCAGGUACUGCGCAGGAGACGGCUGUGCGCCUCGUACACAGAGCGCACCGGCUGAACAGCAGCUUACCCGCGCGUUUGUUGUCACCAUGUGGAAAGCGGUCAUCCUAGCAGCUGCCUGGGUGCGUGUGGCACAAACGGCCCUACCUUUGCCAACUUACAUCAAGCCAUGCGCGCGCAGCAAUCCCGACUUCAACGCCUGCGCAUUGCGGAGUGCACGGGACAGCUUUCCUUACGCAGUGAAAGGUGACCCCAGCUUCAGACUGCUGCCACUGGAUCCCAUGCAGGUGGAACAGGUCAAGGUGGAAGUUGGGGGCGCAGGGGGCCUCACAGUACUUAUGAAGAACGUGCACAUAUCUGGCAUAACGGACACCAAAAUAGAGAUGACAAACUUCAACUUCGAGACGCGGCACAUUCACCAUGAAGCCACGACCCCGAGGCUGGAGGUCAUCGGUCAGUACGAGGUGUGUGGCCGGGUACUGCAACUGCCACUGAGCGGCAGCGGGAACUUCAACGUCACGCUCGUGGACACACAUCUCACGUACGACGUGGACUAUAACCUGGAACUGAUUGACGGGAGGCGCCAUCUUGUUCCCAGGAACCCAGAGACCGCUGUCAGUCCCUCGAGGAUGCACGUGAAGCAGAUCGGCUUGUUCAAAGGCAACGAGAUGCUGGACGAGCGAACUAACGAGUUUCUGGAGGAGAACUGGAAGGAACUACUCAAGGAACUGGUGCCCAUAAUGAACACAGUGUUCAGGGACAUCCUCUUCAGAUUCCACACAAGAUUCGACAGCAUGGUGCCCUUUGAUGUAGCCUUCCCGGAGCAUCUUCCGUAGGUAGGAGCGACAGCGGAUUGCAGCCAUGUGACGCCGUCACGACUGGACGAACACCUCGCACACCUCGCAUCAGCAAACGGUGUGCACUUUGAGGAAAACGAGACGACGUGGACAGAGCAAAGAACUGAGACACACCGGAAGCUGCACUACCGGGUGAUUCACUCGGAGGGGCCCGGAAGUAAUAAUUAAAAUCAUGUAAAAAUUUACCGGUGAAAACUAAAUUUGGCAACACUGCGUACUUUGCAGCAUCGACUUAGUGCCUUCCUAUCGGGUUCGCGCCAUUUCCUGUCGGCCUGUGUCUCCGGGCGGAGGGAAACAAAUUUGUCAUGGCCUUCCGUAACUUGACCCCAGAUAUUCAGGGAGGGUGUUUGAGAACAGGGGCUGAGGAGAAUAUUUGGACCGAAGAAGGAUGAAGUGACAGGAGGUUGGAGAAA